AGUAGGACUCAAUUGUUCAUUAUACGUCACUGUGGAGUGGGAAUACAAGGCUUUCAACAAACUGACGAACCACGACGCAACAUUUACUGAUUGUGUGGCAACUCCUACCAAGGUUGUAGAGCUGUGAACCGCAAAUACACACCGCACCCUGUCCGCUGAAUGCCGUUUUCUUCUUUUUCACAUUCACCGCCAAUGAAGGACCAGAAUGCGUUUUACGCAGUUUUGAAAGCGACUUUCAGCUGACAAUAAUUACAUUCGCACAACAUACGCUUGCCUGAACACGAGAGAGAAUGAUUUCACUACUGAUUAUCAGUUCAAAACAAAUGACGAGUGAAUCAGGAAAUGGAUAUGUCAGGCAGAUCGUUGCAAACACAAACGUCCUCGACAGAAUGUUUUCCUCUUUCAGUCGUGCAUAACAAACCCAGCCCUGGCAGAGUGACACUGUGGGUGUAGGUUAUCUGUUGUGUGUUGGGGUGAGGAAUGUGCAGAAGGACUAACAGCAUACACGAUGAAGAUUGUUGUGUGGGUAGUCGCUCUUAUCUUCGCAGGAACUGCAUGCUUUGUGUGUGCGAGAUGUUACGAAGAUCUUUGUAACGAGAAGAGGUGCCAGAUUUGUGAGGAGAUCAAGCGGCAUUGUAAUACUGAGUCCACGUCUACAAAAUGUGACGGGUUUUGUAAAGAUCUGGAGGUGAUUGACUACAAUACACAGAACCACGACAAUUUUAUGAAAUUAUGGAUGACUGGCAAAACAAGAAUGUGGAAAGUACAAAGUGAUCUUGCUAAAACACGACGCAAUUUAGAGACAGUCAGCCAGUCUCUGCACGACACCAGGGAGACCAUACGAAACCUUAUAAAUGAAAAUAAUUAUUUGAGAAAUAUUAUCUCAGAUCCAAAGGAGAUGCUUUUUGUUGACGAUAAUGCCCCAAACCAGAACGGACAUAGUGACUGUAUUGUACAAGAGGACUCUCUGAGCCGAUGCUUGACACAACUGGAGGAACAGUCAAGCCAAACUGAUAGGUUCAUCGGUUAUUUAAAAGAAGCAUACACACUUGGACUGGUACUACUGCUAGCAUUGGCAUGCCUAACCAUAUAUCUGCUGUACGUGUUUAAGUCUUCACCCAGUCCGAACGCCCGAUGUGUCACAACGUGUCAGUUUGAUGGACCCACGGCUAUGGUGCCAACAAAAAAUACAGAAAAAUGAUCAGAAAGAAUCUGAUCUUCGAACCUUGUACGGUUCGAUUUAAUGUAUGUGUAACGAAAAGAAUAAAUUAUCCUGAUCCUU
Molecule: messenger RNA, 1282 nt
Organism: Haliotis rufescens (red abalone)
Lineage: Eukaryota; Metazoa; Mollusca; Gastropoda; Lepetellida; Haliotidae
Exons: 3
Coding region: 509-1201 (230 amino acids)
Source: RefSeq, a predicted model, not a curated record